CUCUGCUCAUAAAGUAAUCAGAGAGCUUCUCUGCUCCGUCAGAGCAGCACAGCCAUGAGCCAGCCGAGCUCCCCGUCCUCCAGACCCGCGCUGACACUCCGCCCGUCCCCCUGACACACCACCAUGAAGAGGCAAAACGUGAGGACCCUCGCCCUCAUCAUCUGCACCUUCACCUACCUGAUAGUCGGCGCCGCGAUCUUCGACGCGCUGGAAUCCCAGAAGGAGACGACCCAGAGGAGGGAGCUGGAUCUGAGGAAAGCGGAGCUGCUCAAGACGUUCAACUUGUCCACGGAGGACUUUGACGAGCUGGAGAAGGUGGUGCUGCAGCUGAAGCCGCACAAAGCCGGGAUGCAGUGGACAUUCGCCGGCUCGUUUUACUUCGCCAUCACUGUGAUCACGACCAUAGGAUAUGGCCAUGCAGCCCCCAGCACAGAUGGAGGGAAGGUGUUCUGCAUGCUCUACGCCCUCCUGGGCAUCCCUCUCACCUUGGUGAUGUUCCAGAGCGUGGGUGAGCGGAUCAACACCUUUGUCAGGUACCUGCUCCACCGCCUGAAGAAGUGCCUUGGCAUGAGGCGCACUGAGGUCUCCAUGGCGAAUAUGGUGAGCAUCGGCUUCAUCUCUUGCAUGAGCACGCUGUGCGUCGGGGCACUGGCCUUCUCCCACUUUGAGAGAUGGAGCUUCUUUCAUGCUUACUACUACUGCUUCAUUACGCUCACCACCAUCGGCUUCGGGGACUAUGUAGCGCUGCAGAAUGAUCACGCUCUGCAGACCAAGCCGGAGUACGUGGCCUUCAGCUUCAUCUACAUCCUGACGGGCCUGGCUGUGAUCGGAGCCUUCCUCAACUUAGCAGUGCUGCGCUUCAUGACCAUGAACGCCGAGGACGAGAAGCGGGAUGCUGAGCAGAGGGCUCUCCUCGCUCAUAACGGUCAGGCGGGUGGACACAUCCACUGUUCAGUAGACCCGGCCUCCACCUCCUCCACGCCGUCUGGGUGCGGCGCAGUUGGAGGCAGCGGGGGAGGGGCAGCGAGCAGGGGUCUACGUAACGUUUACGCUGAGGUGCUCCACUUUCAAUCCAUGUGUUCCUGCCUUUGGUACAAGAGUAGAGAGAAGCUGCAAUACUCCAUACCCAUGAUCAUCCCACGUGACCUCUCCACCUCGGACACCUACAUGGAGCAGGGAGAGGCUUUUUCCAACCCCCUGCACUCUAACGGCUGCGUGUGCAGCCUGCAGCGCCACUCGGGCAUCAGCUCAGUUUCCACUGGUCUGCACAGCAUCAACACCUACAGAAGACUCAAUAAACGCAGAAGCUCCAUCUAAACCAGGAGGAGGUCAUGACUCAAGGUCAAGUCUCCAUUGUGUGUACCAUGUGGUGAGGGAGGGUCCCUCUACUGUGGUACUAGAUUAGCUGUGGACAUCAGGGGAACACGACUCCAGUCCUAAAGAGACUCCUGAUGUUUGCUUCUUUCUGGCACUGAAGAGCCUGGUGCUGCAGCCUCCAGACUCCAGCUGUGUAUUUAGCUCCCAUUAGCUAAGCACAAACCAUUUAGGACUAACAUCGUUACUGAUGUCACUGCGAAAUAACGCUAAUGGUUGUUUAAGAAGCAUUUGUUACACAAACUCUGAAACUGUUGCUGUUAGAAGACAGGUGGGGGGAAAAAAACACAUGUGCAGCUCUCUCUGCACCUCUGAAUUCCAAUGUUAGAUAUCGUAAUGUUGAAUUCAGUAUUUUCUUUGUUCAUAAGACAGAAUUUCAUGUUCUAAUAUGAAAAAGGGACAAAAGUACACUGUGAGAUAUGUUUUUAAGAGGGUGUGUUAAUUGUAUAUAAUGCCUCCGCUAAGAAAUAUUUUAUGGAAUAAUUUCAAAUCCACUUUUUUCCAAAAAAAGACUUUCCAAAAGGAAUCUUUGGUUGUAAGUAUUACACUCAGUUCAGUGAAAUUAAAAUGUGUAUAUAUUUGGACACUUCACUAGUAGGAGUCAUUGAGGGAAAGCCUAUUUUUUCAGUGGAAAUUUACAAAACAGUUUUCAGUGUCUUCUCCUGUGUGUCUGUAACUAAAGUUCAGGUUCAAGCCAAACUUUCUGAUCUGUUUAAUCAUAUUAACGGCAUUUGAAUGAUUGAUUGUUUCGAUCGAGAAUGAUUGAGUAGGUUUGGCUUUAAUGUCUUGCUGAAGGACGGGACACUUGUUACUGUUGGAUCAAACUUGUGACAGCGUCUCUAACCACUAGGCCUCCCUGCCGACCCUCUCAGACCUCACUGUUUUGUAUAAAUCACUAUGAAUUUAUUUUUCAUAGUUUCUUCCUGUACAUCAAACUAUUUUAUUUACUUGUUGCUCAUCAUUUGUUUUCAUAUAGCACAACUAUAUUCUGAUAGUUUAAUUAAGAGCAUGCAAGCUCACUUUGUGCAUAGUAGAGAGUCAUAUCUUAUUCACUGCUGCACCUUAGAAUACUGUUGUAUAUGCUUUAGGACACUGGAAUUCAGUGCACUACUUUUAUUUUAUUUUUUAUUUAAUGGAAUCACAUAAUGUUUUAUUAUGUAAAUUAUACGCCCUAAUUAAUUCUUUCUUGUGUUAUCAGUCUGAGUUUGACUUGAUACUCUGUGUUAUUAAUGAUUGAGAAUAAUAGCAGUACACCUCACUCAUAAAUGGCCUCAGAGUUUGCACCUCAUGCACUUAGGGGGUGUUUGCUCCAGCCCCACCUAAACACACACUUGAUUCAGCCAACUGAGGUCUUUAUGCAGUGUUUGUUAUUGUUUUAGAUCGCUGAAGGAGUUUUCUUACAUAAUCUUUAUUUUAUUUUUGUAGUUUCACUUUACUAUGUCUCAAUAUUUUAGUCAUAUCACAUUCUUUUCACAUUUUCAUCUUUUUUUUUCUACUGGAACAUUCUUAUUAAUUGCAAUAUGCCUGUUAAAAUUGUUCAGCAUCUCUCAUGAACUGAAAGAGAGACUGCAGUUGGCUAUGUGUGUGGCUAUACAUUUACAGUAUGUUUUUUCUUUAAUCAAUAAAACCUGAUUUAAUUUAAGACAA
This is a messenger RNA of Dicentrarchus labrax (European seabass), 3021 nucleotides long. It is a transcript of the gene kcnk3a, whose product is annotated as potassium channel, subfamily K, member 3a. Gene Ontology annotation, cellular component: membrane. The record is from RefSeq and is a predicted model, not a curated record. Gene Ontology annotation, biological process: potassium ion transmembrane transport; stabilization of membrane potential. The coding region runs from base 124 to 1317 and encodes 397 amino acids. The transcript has 2 exons. Gene Ontology annotation, molecular function: open rectifier potassium channel activity; potassium ion leak channel activity. Lineage: Eukaryota; Metazoa; Chordata; Actinopteri; Moronidae.